This is a messenger RNA of Tauraco erythrolophus (red-crested turaco), 1063 nucleotides long. Lineage: Eukaryota; Metazoa; Chordata; Aves; Musophagiformes; Musophagidae. The record is from RefSeq and is a predicted model, not a curated record.
GAAAAGACCGUACCAAUUCCUGAAAAACUGAAUGAAUGGGCACCACGACCUCCCCCGGAGUUCGUUAGAGAUGUGAUGGGUUCCAGUGCUGGAGCUGGGAGUGGAGAGUUUCAUGUGUACCGGCAUCUUCGGCGGCGAGAGUACCAGAGGCAAGAUUUCAUGGAUGCCAUGGCUGAGAAGCAAAGACUAGAUGAGGAAUUCCAGAAGAAACUGGAGAGGAAUAAGAUGAUUGCAGAAGAACAAACAGCAAAACGCAGAAGGAAGCGCCAGAAGUUAAAAGAGAAGAAACUGCAAGCUAAGAAAACUAAACUUGAGCAAAAGAAGCAGGGAAAAGAACCUGAUCAAUCUCAAGAGCAAGCCAGCAGCGAGGAUGAUGAAGAGGAUAGCAAGGAGGAGGAAGAGAAGGAAGAUGAUGCUGAAGAGCCAAGUUUUGUGAUGGGAAGAGGAUGAGGCCUUUCAGGGACAGCUGGCAACACUGUUCAUUGCUUUAUCUUCAGGAGCAUGAGAGCCUUUCAUCUCAGCCAAGCAGAACCCCUGGGCAUACAUCGUAUCUGCUUAACGGUGAAUGACCCUCGCGUCACAGGCCCAAGAGAAAUGCCAAAUAGGAGAUUUUUUCUUAAUUGCUUGUUUAACUGCUGUGCAGUCUGCUCUGAGUUUGCUCUGAAGAGUCAGCCACAAGUCUCUGUGACCCUGGAGUUCUUUCUAACAUGGCCCAGAGUGUUUUUCUGUCUGAAAGCUGAAACAUAUCCGUUACCCUUUAAGGAAAAUAUUACUGUGAGGGCUACGUGUUCUGCUUACGUCGGAGCUGGUGGCAGUGGGAUACGUGAGUCCGAGGGAAGAGUUUAACCUCAAGUAGAGAAGUGGGCUGUAGCCAGACUCUCCUGCACUGUGAGCGUUCUGCAUUUGGGGUUUUGUAUGGGGUCAUCUCUAACCCAAAGAAAUCAGUUUAUGUUGCUAGACAAGUUCUAUAGAUUUUUAAGCAGGGUCCCUUUUUUAUUGCUAAAACUUUCCCUAUUACUUUUCUUCCAUGUUUUCUAAAUUAAUAAAGGGGAUGUGUUGGAUU